This is a messenger RNA of Saccharomyces cerevisiae S288C, 969 nucleotides long. RefSeq names its product Tad3p (gene TAD3). NCBI's taxonomy places the organism in Eukaryota, Fungi, Ascomycota, Saccharomycetes, Saccharomycetales, Saccharomycetaceae. Gene Ontology annotation, molecular function: deaminase activity; hydrolase activity, acting on carbon-nitrogen (but not peptide) bonds, in cyclic amidines. Gene Ontology annotation, cellular component: peroxisome; nucleus; cytoplasm. The record is from RefSeq and is marked reviewed. The coding region runs from base 1 to 969 and encodes 322 amino acids. The transcript has 3 exons.
AUGGUUAAGAAAGUUAAUAAUCCGCUAAAAAUCGAUUAUCAGAACGGGAUAAUAGAAAAUCGGCUUCUGCAAAUUAGAAAUUUCAAAGAUGUAAAUACGCCCAAACUAAUCAAUGUAUGGAGUAUAAGAAUAGAUCCAAGAGACUCGAAGAAAGUAAUAGAGCUAAUUCGAAACGAUUUUCAGAAAAAUGACCCUGUUUCAUUGAGACAUUUGAAAAGGAUCCGCAAGGACAUCGAGACCUCCACCUUGGAAGUGGUGUUGUGUUCGAAAGAGUAUAUUUGCGACGAAGGUGAAAUAAACAAUAAAUUGAAGAGUAUUUGGGUUGGAACGAAAAAGUAUGAACUGAGUGAUGAUAUCGAAGUGCCUGAGUUUGCGCCCAGCACAAAGGAACUGAACAAUGCCUGGUCUGUGAAGUACUGGCCGUUGAUUUGGAACGGCAACCCCAAUGAUCAAAUAUUGAACGACUAUAAAAUAGACAUGCAGGAAGUACGAAAUGAGCUAUCGCGUGCGUCGACGUUGUCUGUGAAGAUGGCAACGGCAGGAAAACAGUUUCCAAUGGUGAGCGUCUUUGUUGACCCAUCAAGAAAGAAGGACAAAGUGGUGGCAGAAGAUGGCAGAAACUGCGAAAACUCGCUACCCAUCGACCACAGUGUAAUGGUGGGCAUCCGUGCGGUAGGCGAAAGACUCAGGGAGGGUGUAGACGAAGACGCAAACUCUUAUCUGUGUCUUGAUUACGACGUCUAUUUGACCCAUGAGCCGUGCUCAAUGUGCUCCAUGGCCCUGAUCCAUUCUCGUGUGAGACGAGUGGUCUUCCUUACAGAGAUGCAGCGCACCGGGAGCUUAAAAUUAACGAGUGGUGACGGGUACUGCAUGAACGAUAACAAACAGCUAAACUCAACAUACGAAGCCUUUCAAUGGAUCGGCGAGGAAUAUCCUGUGGGGCAGGUUGACCGGGAUGUCUGCUGCUAG